Molecule: messenger RNA, 1245 nt
Organism: Wyeomyia smithii (pitcher-plant mosquito)
Lineage: Eukaryota; Metazoa; Arthropoda; Insecta; Diptera; Culicidae
Gene: Phyhd1
Product: phytanoyl-CoA dioxygenase domain-containing protein 1
Exons: 3
Coding region: 255-1115 (286 amino acids)
Source: RefSeq, a predicted model, not a curated record
AGUUUGCGAAUAGUGCUCACAACGUGAGGUUCGUUCCGUGUGUUUCUCUCUAGUUACCAACAAACCGUUCGUAACUAAUCGCUGCUCUCUCGAGUACUCGAGAUAAGAAAGACGUAGAAAGUUCAAGUGCGACCGAUAAGUGAGCCAUUAUCGACGGUGUGUUUACUUUGGGUGCUGCGAUAGCGCCGGCCGUCUGCUGAUCGAGGCCAUUUCCUUUGUUUUGUAUUAGAAGCUUCCCACCGUUGAAAGCGAGCAUGCGGAACCUGCUCAUCGAUCAGAUUGUAGAGGACGGCUACGCCGUCAUCGAUGAUUUUCUGACUGCCGACGAGGUUACGGAGCUUCUUGAAGCUGGACAAAACCUGCAUAAAGAUGCUCCAAAGGAGGAUCGACGGGUUUUUAGUACCAUCAACGCCAAAGCGACUCAGAGCAAGGAUCGAUACUUCAUCGAGAGUGGUGACAAAGUUCGGUACUUUUUCGAGGAAGGAGCUGUCGAUGAAAAUGGGGAGCUGCUAGUUGAUCCAUCAGUAGCCCUGAACAAAGUUGGACAUGCGCUUCAUACCGAGCAUCCGACAUUUUCGAAAGUUACCUUCUCGAACCGGGUCAAGGAAGUAUGCUGGCAGCUGGGCUUCCAAAAACCAGCCGUAGCGCAGAGUAUGUACAUUUUCAAGAACCCCGGAGUUGGUGGAGAAGUAAAAUCCCAUCAGGAUGCGACCUACCUGUAUUCGGAACCGAGCUCAACUAUAGGCUUCUGGAUCCCGCUGGAAGACGCAACCACCCAAAAUGGCUGUCUACACUUCAUCAAAGGUUCACACAAAAGUGGUGUCCACAGGAGGUACAUCCGUAAUCCAGAUAAAACAUCGAGCGACCUGUUGAUAUACGACCGACCGGCGCCACUGUACCCGCAGUCUAAUUUUGUCCCCGUCCCGGUCAAGGCGGGCUCACUGGUGCUGAUCCACAGCCAGGCGGUGCACCGAAGCGAUGCGAACCGCUCGGACCGGAGCCGGCAUGCGUACACGUUCCACGUGAUCGAAACGGAGAACUGCGCUUACUCGAAGGAAAACUGGUUGCAGCCGAGCGAAGAGCAACCUUUUCCGGUGCUUUUCGAGAGAAACUGAGUUGUUGCUGUUUGUUGUUCGCGUUGAAUAGCUUGUUGAGACGUGAGUGCCAUAGAUGAUUAUGAUUAUGAGAAUGUUUAUUUUUUUCUAGCUUGUGUACGAGAAAAUAUAUAUACCUACCUUUUAUUAA